Drosophila rhopaloa is the source of this 1181-nucleotide messenger RNA. RefSeq names its product chronophin. Gene Ontology annotation, cellular component: cytoplasm. The coding region runs from base 176 to 1102 and encodes 308 amino acids. NCBI's taxonomy places the organism in Eukaryota, Metazoa, Arthropoda, Insecta, Diptera, Drosophilidae. The transcript has 3 exons. Gene Ontology annotation, molecular function: phosphatase activity. The record is from RefSeq and is a predicted model, not a curated record.
GCUGGGAUCUUUAACGCCUCGCGACUCUAUUUGGGUGCUAAUUCAGCAAUAGAUUUCGGUUUCGGUUUCAGUUUCAGUUUACAUGUAUUGUUUGCUACAGUAAUAUUCAGCACCUUUAGUUUGUCGAUAGCCGUGAUCGCGAUAACAACACUUUCCCCCAGAAAAGAGAAUUAUAAUGGCCAAGCCGCAACACAUCCUGCAGCUGAGUGAGGAGCAGCGGCGCAGCUUCGUCGACUCCUUCGACCGGGUGCUGAGCGACAUCGACGGCGUCCUGUGGACCAUGGAGCACGAUGUGCCCCGGGUGGCGGAGGGAUACUCCGCUCUGGAGCGGAGCGGCAAGCAGCUGACCUUCGUCACCAACAACAGUGUGCGGACGGUGGAGCAGUGCGUCCGGCGCUUCGCCAAGAUCGGGAUGCAGGUGAAGCCGGAGCAGAUCUGGCAUCCGGCGCAGUCCAUCGUCAGCUAUCUGCGGGGCAUUAACUUCCAGGGCCUCAUCUACAUCAUCGCCAGUCCGCCGUUCAAGGCGGUGCUCCGCGAGGCCGGAUUCCAGCUCCUGGACGGGCCCAACGAGUUCAUCGAGGAGAACUACGAGAGCCUGGCCAAGCACAUCUUCUGCAAGCAGCCGGUUCGCGCCGUCGUCAUCGACGUGGACUUCAACCUGACCUCCCCGAAGAUGCUGCGGGCCCACCUGUAUUUGAGGAACCCGGAGUGCCUGCUGAUCGAGGGCGCCUCCGAUCGCCUGCUGCCGGUGGCCAAGGGGGUGAACAUCAUCGGACCCGGACUCUUCUCCUCCAUCCUGGAGGAGGCCAGCGGCCGGGAGCCCAUCCUGCUGGGCAAGCCGGGCCGCCAGCUGGGCGAACUGAUCGUCGGGCACUACAAGAUCGACCGGCCCAGCCGGGUCCUCAUGGUCGGCGACAUGCUGGCCCAGGACGUGGGCUUCGGCCGCCAGUGCGGCUUCCAAACGCUGCUCGUCCUCUCCGGCGGCUGCACCCGGGAGCAGCUCCUGGCCGAGACGGAUCCGCGCCACAUUCCGGACUUCUAUGCGGACAGCAUGGCCGAUGUGGCCCAAAUCCUUGGUGGGGGACCCAGGUCGCAUGUCUAGUCGUUCACCGCCACAAUUAUUGCUAUCCUUAUAACACCGUAUUUUAUUCGUUACCUGAAAUAUAACUCACUCUAACAAA